This is a messenger RNA of Guyanagaster necrorhizus, 1851 nucleotides long. RefSeq names its product T-complex protein 1. Gene Ontology annotation, molecular function: ATP hydrolysis activity; ATP binding; ATP-dependent protein folding chaperone. Lineage: Eukaryota; Fungi; Basidiomycota; Agaricomycetes; Agaricales; Physalacriaceae. The record is from RefSeq and is a predicted model, not a curated record. Gene Ontology annotation, biological process: protein folding. Bases 57 to 1721 code for a protein of 554 amino acids. The transcript is spliced from 8 exons.
AACGCGCUUCCCUUUCUCGCUUACUCCCAGCACUCUUUUAUUCUUUUAUUUUUGUGAUGUUCCAGCGCGAUCCAAGAGCCGGUGCUUUUCUUGGAGGCGACCGUGUGUCGGGACAGGACAUCCGAGACCAAAAUGUUAUUGCGGCCCAGUCGGUUGCCAAUAUUGUGAAAAGUUCGUUGGGGCCAUUGGGUUUGGACAAAAUGCUAGUGGACAAUAUUGGGGAAGUCACUAUUUCCAACGACGGGGCAACGAUACUCUCGCUUCUUUCAGUUGAAAAUCCAGCAGGUCGAAUCUUUGUUGAUCUUUCUCAAAAACAAGACAAGGAAGUCGGUGACGGCACUACAUCUGUCGUCAUCAUCGCUGCUGAACUUCUUCGACGCGCCAAUGAGCUCGUCAAGGCUAAAAUCCAUCCGACGACUAUCAUCACUGGGUAUCGACUGGCCUGUAGGGAAGCUGUCAAAUUCAUGCAGGAUCAGCUUAGCGUAAAGGUGGAUGCUUUGGGCAAGGAGGCACUGAUAAACGCUGCCAAGACCAGUAUGUCGAGCAAAAUCAUUGGAAAUGACGAUGAUUUAUUCGCACCCAUGGCUGUGGAUGCUAUGCUUGCAGUCAAGACAAUCAACAUGCGAGGCGACAUCAAGUACCCCGUCAAGGCUGUAAACGUCCUCAAAGCUCACGGUCGCAGUGCCCGGGAGUCCCUCUAUGUUCAAGGAUAUGCACUGAACUGCACCGUAGCCAGUCAAGCCAUGAAAAAACGCAUUACGAACGCGAAAAUUGCCUGCCUCGAUAUCAACCUACAAAAGGCUCGGAUGCAGCUUGGUGUCCAAAUUCUAGUGGAAGACCCAGAUCAGCUUGAGGAGAUCCGGAAACGUGAAUCUGAGAUCACUCUUGAACGUAUCCGUAAAAUUUUGAACGCCGGGGCGAAUGUUAUACUAACCACGAAAGGGAUUGACGAUCUUUGUCUGAAGGAGUUCGUAGAGGCUGGGGCUAUGGCCGUUCGCCGAUGCAGAAAAGAGGAUCUGCGGCGUAUCGCUAAGGCCACCGGUGGUCAGCUCGUAUCCAGUCUUGCCAACCUCGAGGGCGAUGAGACGUUUGAAGCCAGCUACCUGGGUACAGCCGAUGAAGUUGUCCAAGAGCGCAUUUCUGACGAUGAGUUGAUUCUCAUCAAAGGAACGAAGGUCGUCAACUCUUCGUCCAUCGUCUUGCGAGGAGCCAACGAUUACAUGCUGGACGAGAUGGAAAGGGCGCUACAUGACACCCUAUCUGUUAUCAAGAGAACCCUUGAGAGUGGUUCCGUCGUUCCCGGAGGAGGGGCUGUUGAAUCCGCUCUGAGUAUCUAUCUGGAAAAUUUCGCCAUGACUUUGGGUUCUCGUGAGCAAUUGGCUAUCGCUGAAUUCGCUAGUGCACUCCUAUCAAUACCAAAGACAUUAGCUGUUAACGCAGCAAAGGACUCGACUGAACUCGUAGCUAAACUGCGUUCAUACCACAAUGCUGCCCAAAGCGCACCCGCAGGUGAUCCGAAGAAAGCACUUUUACGGUACGGCCUUGACUUAAUGAACGGCGAAGUACGGGAUAAUGUGACGGCUGGUGUGCUGGAGCCAACGAUGAGCAAGGUGAAGAGUUUGAAAUCUGCGUACGAAGCCGCCGUGUCACUCUUGCGGAUCGACGAUGCAAUCCAGUGCAUACCCGAACCUAAGGGAGAGCCUGACCCUCACGGUCAUUGAUGGGAAGAUGUAAAUGGUAGUGUCGGUUCUUGCACUAUGUUACUUGCAACCUGUAUUUAAAUUACAAACAUAUGGCAAAAAGGAUAGGUCUCUUAAUGGUUGCACAAAUAGAGGGACCACGCCAGUGUAC